CAUGUGAUUCUAUUUCAAAAUAUUGGGUUCGGUUAUUUCGAAAUAAAUGAUUUUUUUAUAAAUGCUUAGAGAAAAAUAUUUUAACAGAGAAAUAACCUAUAUUUUGAUCCUAAUAAGCUCUUUUCCAUUGAUAUUUACGAGUAGCCAAAAAUCCGUCGAAAAUGAACGAGGUGUUAAGGAACCUAACAAGUGUGAAGUGUGCAAGUAUAUGGCAGCUGAAUUGCAGAAGAGAAUUGAUUUAACUGGUAAAUCUAAGGAAACAUUGAAGAUAGGUUCAAGCUUAAUGGAUGAGUCUGCAUAUAGAGUCAAGAAAUAUGAAACAUCGGAAUUAAGAUACAUAGAAAUAACAGAAAAACUAUGUGAACACAUAUUAGAAUAUAAUGUUCAUAAGGAAAGAUUGGGUAGUAGGAGGUAUGCCAAAGGAAGAAGUGAGACUAUGUCAACUCUGCAUGGAUUAAAAGAUAGAGGUGUUAAAGUUGAACUUGGAAUUCCAGAACAAUUAUGGGAUUCUCCUUCAGCUGAAAUAACAGACAUGAAAAGAAAAUGCGAUUAUUUUAUGGAGACGUAUGAAGAUGUGAUCGAGGAUUGGUAUUACCAUCAUAACAGCUUGCCCAUUCUUGAUUACUUAUGCAAAGAGCAUAUAUUGGUCAAUGACGAACAAGAAUGUCUAUCUGAGGUUUGGACAGGGCAAGAAAAAGUGAACUACGAUGAUGAAGCUAGUCAGAGAAAAAGCCUUAAUGAUGGAGAGGAAGAAAAGGUAAAUAUUACAGAUAAAGCCCAGCCAAAGACAGAACUUUAAAGAAAAAUUCUAAUUUUUUUUUUAAAUCUUAGUCUUGUAUAUUUUUGUACAUAACAUAAUGUUUUAUAAAUAUGGCAAUAAUUAUAAAUAGUUAAAUUCUGUGAUAUAAUAUUUUAUUUAUUCAAAUGCUUCCAAAUUUUUAAUAUACCACUGAUUUAUAAUUUAUUAUU
Messenger RNA from Gordionus sp. m RMFG-2023, 969 nucleotides. Its product is annotated as protein canopy 4-like. Lineage: Eukaryota; Metazoa; Nematomorpha; Gordioida; Chordodea; Parachordodidae. Bases 62 to 799 code for a protein of 245 amino acids. The record is from RefSeq and is a predicted model, not a curated record. The transcript has 6 exons.